CUGUCCUCUGAACGAAUCAGACAAUGCAGACUGAACUCAGCCCAAGACUGUUUUAAAACUUUCUCUGCAGAGAAACCAGACAAGGAUGUCUCUGAAGAAAGGGGAGCUGGCGAAGUAGACCUCAGACUGUAGAAAAGAGAUCCUCUUCACUGAAAAGCCCUCCUGGUUUUAUUUUUAUGGUAACUUCCUGUCAAUUUAGAGAUCUUAAAAACUGAACAACAAUUAUAAAUAUUCUAAAUCUCCUCUCAUGAAUCAUCAGGCGGACUGUGGUUAAAGGGAAAAAGAGAAAGAUGGAGAAUUUGUUUGAUUUUGAAGGCGGCUCUCUGGAUUACAGGGCCUUCGCCCCUCAAACGGACCAAAAAGAUGAACUCAUCACUAGUCUGAUGUCGUUUUCUGUCCUCUACAACCAGCGCAGGGAUCAUCUUCAGAGAGUUUCAGAGAGCUUCACACUGACGGCUGUUCGACUUCAUGAUGACGCUCCAGAGAGUAAACCGGUCCGGGUUGUGUUCGCCGUGUUUGGAGGAGCUCUGGGUGCAGCCUGCGGGGUUGUCUCUGGAGGAGUUUGGGGCUUCUUGGGCGCUGUCAGUGCUGCAACUCUCACCAGGAUUUGUGGUCAAAUUAACGCUGUCGGUGCGACAGUGGGCUUCUUCGGCAGUGUGUUGGGCGGAGUGGUUGGUGGAGUUUUCUGUGGAGCUGUGGGGGGAGCGAUCGGAGCAGCAGUAGGAGGAUCUGAUUGUCUGGUUCACAGCGUCGUGAGCGAUGUGGCCUGGUUCUCCAUCGGCUGUGCCACUGGAGGAGCGAUCGGAGGAACUUUUGGGGGGGCAGUUGGUGCCACAGGAGGAGCGGUUGGUGGUGCUUUUGGUGGCUGGUGCGCCACAAGAUUCUCAGUUUACUUGACUGGGAGCAUCUUCGGACGAAUUCAGGGGAGCAAAGAUUUAAAAACACAGAGAAAGCAGUCGGAAAAGUUGAAUUUGAUCCAAGAAACAGCAGGAAACUUCAGAGAAACCAUCAAACCUCUAAUAGGAGAGAUGAGGACUGUCCAAUCAUUAAUGACCGACAGAGAGAAUGUGCACGGCGUAGCAGCACAGAUAGAAAAGACUCUGGCAUCUGUGAAAUAACUCUGAGUGACUCUCAGAGAGCUGCAGAUCACUCACAGUUUGUUUCCAGUGUUGAAGAAGCAGCAAGACAAAGUGAGAAAAUCACCAAAGAGCUGCAGACGACGGGAGAAGAAGUGGAGAAACUUUUGGUUUCACUGAGAAAAUCCUGAAAACAAUAAAACAACUGGGACAAACUCAUUAGAACUGUAGUGUACAUAACUCUGGUAAAAAUGGAGAAUUAAACAGAAGGAAACAUCCAUACAUCCAUUAUCCACUGGAGCAGACAAAGACUUACAUCUUUGGAAACAUUAAGAGACUACUGCCAAAGAUAGGCUUUUCUCUUGUGGUUCUUUCAACUAAAAUUUACUUUAGGGCUUUUUAGUCUUUUAUUUUGAUAUGACAAUAAUUAGAAGAGGAAUCAGUGAGAUAGAACAAUAAAAGACCUGAGGGAAAGGAACCUCAGGACUGACUAAAACAAAAUUAUAAGAAAAUGUCAAUACAAAGCCCUGGAGUUCAGGUUGAUCUCUUCAAAUGUCUUUUUUUUUUUAAUCUUUAAAAAAAGAACAAUCAAAUAGGCAAAAACGUGGAUUCUUUUUGUGGCAAAAUAUCCUAUUUGCUUUAAAUGACUGCACAAGAUUAAAGAAACAGCUAUCAGUUUUAUGAUCUAUUAAUUAAGCGAUUAUUUUAUGAGGAGGAAAAUUGAAAAUCUGUGAUUAAUAUCGACUAUCAGCUGUUAAUCCGUUCAUGGUUCUUUUAGUAAAAAUAGGAGCAGACAAACUGACAGUAAAUACUGACGGAGCUCUGACAGUAGAGAGAUCCGCCACAUGAGAGCAGGUCUCAGGAGGAAAACUCAAAGUGAUUUCUGUCUUUUUGUUGUUCUUCUUAUUUCCUCUCUUUGAUCGAUAAAAGAUCCUCGGGGUGAAAAGGUCAGCGGCAGAGAAACACUUUGUUUUACUGCCAUGGUUUCUAAACUCUUCGAUAAAAGGAGAAAUACAUCAGCAAGGUCCAAAAACCAUGUCCUCUGCUUUACAGGAAGUCUGAAGUUUGAAUUUCUGGCAUUUUUCAGCUGUUCCUUAGUGUUUUUGUGCAGCAUUUUCUCUGAUUCCUCCUCUCCAUUGUGUAAACCAGGUUUAAUUAACUCUAACUACAUGCUGUUAUUAUGUUGAUGAGUAUUUUGUUUGCUUUUCAAAUAUAGAAAUAUAGAGCAGCCUUUGAGGGUUUUAUAUGCAAAUGUAACUCUCAAAAAUCAAAAAUAAAGGCAAUUAGACUCUUCU
This is a messenger RNA of Cheilinus undulatus (humphead wrasse), 2371 nucleotides long. RefSeq lists its product as uncharacterized. The record is from RefSeq and is a predicted model, not a curated record. The transcript has 2 exons. The coding region runs from base 291 to 1118 and encodes 275 amino acids. NCBI's taxonomy places the organism in Eukaryota, Metazoa, Chordata, Actinopteri, Labriformes, Labridae.